UUUGCUUUUGCGAAAGCUUGACGUGAUCAAAGCAGAGGCGUCGACGCAGGUCUCGUGCAUCCCUUCCAACAGAAUCUCGCAGUCAUUCUUUUCCAGAGCCUAGAAUCGCCGCUGGUUUUUUUCUUCUUCUUUUCGCAAGAGCGUUGCGCUUUAGCAUCUUGUCUGCCCCUGUCCUUAAUCGCCGCAUCCCUCUCUUUGUCUCUCCCGCCAUCUACUCGAAAGUGGGCGUCGCCCCCUGGUUUCUAUUCAAGCCCGGCCUUUUGUUUGCUCUCCAGCCACGAUGCAUCCGCCUCGGCCAUCAGCGCUGCUGCUGUCGUUUCUGCUGGCGCCCUUGAAUGCGGCGGCCAUGCUGAGCUGCAACAAGAUUCGAGUGGAUGAGCACAACUUUGAUCUGUCGCCGCUUGGGGGCCCGCAUUCGGUGGUGACGUCGCGGUUCGAGGCUAGCACGAAUGCUCACUACAACACCACCUGGACCGUGGACAUUUGCCAGCCGCUGAAGAAGAGCGGAAAGGCGAAGACGAAAGACGAGUGCCCCAAUGGAACAAGAGUCUGUGCCAUUUCCCAUUUUCUAAAGGGCGAUCAAGACGCCGUCACACAAGUGGUCGCCAUCGCAGGAGGACUCGAAAACGCCGGCGGAUCACAGUUCGAAUACGAGGCGACGAGGCUCAAGAGCAGCGACUCAAACUCCGAUGCCCAGAAGGAAGGCCUCCGACUUGUUCUCAAAGGCGGCAAACACCCUCUCACCGGCCCAGUCUCGGAGCGACGAACCCAAAAGGCCGUCAUUGAGUUUAUUUGCGAUCCUGACAAGACGGGCACCGAGGGCGAGUGGACAUCUGAAGAUGAAUACGAAAAGGCCCCCAAGACAAAGCGACGAGCAGCGGAUGACAAAGACGACAAAAAGGACAAGGACGAGAAAGACGGAGAUAACAAAGACGGAGACAACAAAGACGACGAUGGAAAGGGCGACUCGGCGACUGAGCAUCAGCUGAAGAACGACAAUGCUGCCCUCAUUUGGGAGGACUAUGCCAAGGAGAAGGAUUUCGACGUCCUCCGACUUACCUGGCACACCAAGUAUGCGUGCGAGAAGCGUGAUGGAGGCAAGGGCGGAGACAAGGAUGACGACCGCGAGCCCGGCGACUCCAGUGCCAGCUGGGGCUUCUUCACCUGGUUUGUUAUUAUCGUUUUCCUUGGCAUCGCGGCAUACCUCAUUUUCGGCUCUUGGCUCAAUUACAACCGCUACGGCGCUCGGGGCUGGGACUUGCUCCCUCACGGCGAUACCCUCCGCGACAUUCCCUACCUCCUCAAGGACUGGACACGCCGGGUGUUGAACACUGUCCAGGGCGCUGGCAGUCGAGGAGGAUAUAGCGCCGUCUAGUGAACGAGGACAUGUGCAUAUAAUUUCUCCAUGACAGUGCUCGACGAAUGGAUGGAGAAAUAGGCAGGUUAUCAAAUUCGAUGGUUGCGAACAAAGAAAGGAUUAUACAAUGCGCAAUGUUUUGGGGCUCUUGGUAGUAUUUUUUUUUUUUCACCCUAUGGUUUACCCUCCCCUGAUCCUCUCUUGUCAUGAUUUUAUUUUUUUGGCAAGGCGGCGUUCUGGUUGCAUACUAAGACCCGUUUGCGUUUUGUUUUGGGCGGACUUGGUAGAGGUUGUAUUAUUUUUUGUUGGGUUCUACUAUUGAUAAUAUCAUGAAAAUAUGGUUAUCGUCUCCUUUGCUUUCCAACCAGCCGUAGGUGAUGCCAUGGAUGUGGUUCUACUAUGGAUUGUAUAUUGAUGCUGGAUUGUGGUAAUGUCUGCAGGCCUCCGGUACAUAGACCAGCGGUGACUGCGCAGGAAGCUAGACUCACAAUGUCUCCAUAUUCCGGCUCAUUGCCCCAUUUUAAAGAAUGCAGAGCAAUGACUCCAUCGUUAUCAGCGCCUGCAGAAAAAGAGAAGAGCUGCAGCAAAUGACUCAGAUAUUGCAUGGGAGAAAAAUGCCAAGUGCCGUCAUCACAAAUAACUUUUUUUUUGUAAGAGGCCGCGGCGGGAGCAGCGAUAGCGGAGCUUUUAUCGAUAACAAUUUGAAGGGCGCGCGAUUGAAAUUAUAUCGCUCCCCGCCAUAAAGCUUGGCUCGCCCUCUUCUUAUCCAUUCCCAGUCACUUUCUCUGUUAGAAAAUUGAUUGGCAAUUUUGUUUGUUGUUUAUUUCGGAUCCAAUGGCUUUUAGGGUAUUGGCUGGGCGCCAGACGGCCGCUUUGGCUGCCAGCGCGAGGGGUUCUGGAGGACGGUUCUUUUCGGCGACGAGGGCGGUUGCGAGCUUGUCUGAUAGUGUGAAGCAGGCUAUCAAGCGAGACGCAGCUCUUUCGAAUCCCGACCCUGCACCCGAUUCUCCGAGCGCGGCCCUCGUCAACGACUAUGCGCCCUACAUGGUCGCCACGUACGCCCGUCCGCCGCCGGUAUUCGUCCAGGGCGAGGGCUCAUGGCUCUGGGACAUUGAGAACCGCAAGUAUCUCGACUUCACGGCGGGCAUUGCCGUCACGGGGCUGGGCCACAGCGACCCCGAGAUCACGGACAUUAUUGCGCAGCAGGCCGGCACGCUGAUCCACGCUUCGAACCUGUACUACAAUCCCUGGACGGGCGCGCUGUCGAAGCUGCUUGUUGAGAAGACGCUCGAGGCGGGGUGCAUGCACGAGGCGGCGCGCGUGUUUAUCUGCAACUCGGGCACGGAGGCGAAUGAGGCUGCCAUCAAGUUUGCGCGCAAGGCGGGCAAGGUUGUCGAUCCGUCGGGGGACAAGGUGGAGAUUGUUUCGUUCAAGCAUGGGUUCCACGGACGAACCAUGGGGGCGCUGUCGGCGACGCAUAAUCCAAAGUACCAGAAGCCGUUUGCGCCAAUGGUGCCGGGCUUCAAGGAGGGGGUUUACAACGACGUUGCGGGCAUCAACCAGCUUGUCAAUGAGAAGACGUGCGGCGUCAUUGUUGAGCCGAUCCAGGGCGAGGGCGGCAUCUUUGCCGGCAGCGAGGAAUUCAUGGUUGCGCUCGCCAGGCGAUGCCGCGAGGUGGGCGCCGUCUUGAUAUACGACGAGAUCCAGUCCGGCAUGUCGCGCACCGGCAAGCUCUGGGCCCACGGACAUCUUCCCAAGGAGGCGCACCCGGACAUCUUGACCAUGGCCAAGGCCCUCGGCAACGGGUUCCCCAUUGGCGCGGUCUUGGUGACGGAGGCCGUGAGCGAGAAGAUCCAGCUUGGCGAUCACGGCACCACGUUUGGCGGCAACCCGCUUGCGUGCCGCCUGGCGCACCACGUGCUGACCAAGAUUUCUGCGCCGGAGCUGCUCGAGGGCGUGCAGGCCAAAUCAAACGUCUUUCUGGACCGCUUCGCCAAGCUGCAGGCCAAGUUCCCAGAGUUGAUUACUGAAGCUCGUGGGCGCGGUCUUAUUCUCGGCCUGCAGCUCACCGAGGACCCGAGUGCGAUUGUCAAGGCUGCGAGGGAGAGGGGCCUGCUGGUGAUUACGGCGGGGACGAAUACGCUGCGGUUCUUGCCGAGCUUGGUGAUGACGGAGGAGGAGAUUAAUCAUGGGUUGGAUAUUUUGGAGGAGGCGAUUGGAGCUACGAGGGCGUAAGGGGAGAUGCUCCCUCCCCCUUUUUUUUUGUUUUUCUGUAUUGUAUAAAAUGUUUGGCGGCUUAGAAUUAUGGUUUAGUUUGAUAGGAGAUGGGAUCCUACAGUGUAUAAAAAGUACUUUAUUUUCACAGAAACAUGUAAAGAGGCAUGAUUACUUAUUUACUAUUCCAGGGCAUAUCAUACAAGUAAAUGAGAAUGUGCUUUUGUUAUAUGCGGUAUCCAUUGAACUUGUUUACUUUUUUUUUUUUUUUUGAAUCUUAUUUUCCCAGUAUACACUUUUUAGCAAAUGGCAUGUGUCUUGCCAUGCUUGCCCUGCAACGAGUGGGACUCGCCCUAGAGAUGAUGCUGUCAGCUUCAAGAUAUCUAGACAAGGAGAUUAUAUCGAGAUGAGAAUUCUUUCCAACUUACCUGGUAGUGCUUCGUGGCAUGGUGUUUAGCCUGCUGCUUGCUCUUGCCGUGCGACGCGACGUGGUCACGGAUAAAGGCCUCCUGUCUCUUAAUCGUCUCCUCAUCCGCAUUCUCCAGCAUUCCCAAGCACAGUCUGAUGUCGUGAAUAAGCAUGUCGCAUCUGCUCUUGGAAAAGUCCUCGCGCACAACCACACGCAGCAUCUUGAGGCCCUCGGUAUGCGGCGCCAUCGUGUACGCGGGCACGACCCAGCCCCUGGAGCGCAGGUGGUGCGCCAGCGCAAACUCGUCGUAGUGGCGGUCCUUUCCGCCCUCGGCGGCGCUCUUGAAGCGAAAGGCCACGAGGGGCAGGCCCUGACCGCCGCGCUCGGACAUGAUGACGAAGCCGUCGUGCUCGAGGACUUCGGUGAGGUAGUCGGCAGUGCGGGUGAGGUUGCUCAUGAUGGACUCGUAGCCCCUCUUGCCGAGGCGGAUGAACUGGUAGUAUUGGCCGAUGACCUGGGAGGCGCCCUUGGAGAAGUUGAGCGUGAAGGAGGACUGCUCGGCCCCGAGGUAGUUGAUGUUGAAGAUGAGGUCCUGGGGGAGGUAUUCGUGCGAGCGCCAGACGACCCAGCCGACGCCGGGGUAGACGAGGCCGU
This is a messenger RNA of Trichoderma atroviride IMI 206040, 4634 nucleotides long. Lineage: Eukaryota; Fungi; Ascomycota; Sordariomycetes; Hypocreales; Hypocreaceae. The record is from RefSeq and is a predicted model, not a curated record.